Chlorocebus sabaeus (green monkey) is the source of this 2380-nucleotide messenger RNA. RefSeq names its product transcription factor AP-2 epsilon (gene TFAP2E). NCBI's taxonomy places the organism in Eukaryota, Metazoa, Chordata, Mammalia, Primates, Cercopithecidae. The record is from RefSeq and is a predicted model, not a curated record. Gene Ontology annotation, cellular component: nucleus. Gene Ontology annotation, molecular function: RNA polymerase II transcription regulatory region sequence-specific DNA binding; DNA-binding transcription factor activity, RNA polymerase II-specific. Gene Ontology annotation, biological process: anatomical structure development; regulation of transcription by RNA polymerase II; regulation of cell population proliferation.
AUGGUGCCCACCCUCAAGUGUAAGGAACUGCGUUCCGCCCCUCAGGCCCCCAUGGGGGCAGGGAUCGGCUUGGAAAUCAACGUGGUUGUCCCCGCCAGGCCGGGGAAGGUUGGAGCAGCCCCCAGGGAGGGGGCACUAGGUGUCAUUGUGCCCGAUGUCUGGCUCCCCUGCGGGAGGGAGGCUCCAGGUGCCCGUCCGUCCUGCCUCCAUGGACCCGCACGGGAACGGCCACCGCUGAGGACCCCACGCACACUAGGAUCCCGGCUGGGUCGCACCCGGCUACCGCACCCUGACCCCCGCCGGCUGUGCGGGCUCCCCGCGCCUCUGCCCGCAGCGCUCGCCGUCGGGCUAGUGCUCCGCUGCCGCCACGCCUCGCGCCCCGCACUCACCACCCCAUGCUGGUGCACACCUACUCUGCCAUGUCAGGAGCGCCCCGACGCGCUGGGCGCAGCGGCCGGCGGGGCCCGCCUGUCGUCUCUGCCCCAGGCGGCCUACGGGCCGGCGCCCCCGCUCUGCCACACGCCAGCCGCCGCAGCUGCCGCCGACUUCCAGCCGCCCUACUUCCCGCCGCCCUACCCGCAGCCACCGCUGCCCUACAGUCAGGCGCCCGACGCCGCCGCAGCCUUUCCCCACCUGGCAGGGGACCCGUAUGGCGGCCUGGCGCCCCUGGCGCAGCCGCAGCCUCCUCAGGCCGCUUGGGCAGCGCCCCGCGCAGCCGCCCGCGCCCACGAGGAGCCACCCGGCUUGCUGGCACCGCCCGCCCGCGCCCUGGGCCUUGACCCGCGCCGUGACUACGCCGCCGCUGUGCCCCGGCUCCUGCACAGCCUGGCCGACGGCACGCACGGCCUGGCAGACGCACCGCUCGGCCUUCCGGGGCUGGCGGCGGCCCCCGGUCUGGAGGACCUGCAGGCGACGGAUGAGCUGGGAAUGAGCCUUCUAGACCAGUCCGUGAUCAAGAAAGUGCCCAUCCCCUCCAAAGCUAGCAGCCUCUCAGCCCUCUCCUUGGCCAAAGACAGCCUGGUGGGCGGCAUCACGAAUCCUGGUGAGGUCUUCUGCUCUGUGCCCGGCCGGCUUUCACUGCUCAGCUCAACGUCCAAGUACAAGGUGACGGUGGGGGAGGUGCAGCGGCGACUCUCGCCUCCUGAGUGCCUCAACGCCUCCCUCCUGGGGGGUGUCCUCCGCAGGGCCAAGUCCAAAAAUGGGGGCCGGUGUUUGCGGGAACGGUUAGAGAAGAUUGGACUCAACCUGCCAGCUGGCCGUCGCAAGGCUGCCAACGUGACGCUGCUGACUUCGCUAGUGGAAGGAGAGGCCGUGCACCUGGCCCGAGACUUCGGUUACGUCUGUGAGACGGAGUUCCCAGCUAAGGCAGCCGCCGAGUACCUGUGCCGACAGCAUGCUGACCCCGGGGAGCUGCACAGCCGCAAGAGCAUGCUGCUGGCCGCCAAGCAGAUCUGCAAGGAGUUUGCAGACUUGAUGGCUCAGGACCGCUCCCCGCUGGGCAACAGCCGCCCGGCACUCAUCCUGGAGCCCGGAGUGCAGAGCUGCUUGACACACUUUAGCCUCAUCACCCAUGGCUUCGGUGGGCCUGCCAUCUGUGCUGCCCUCACUGCCUUCCAGAACUACUUGUUGGAGUCACUCAAGGGGCUGGACAAGAUGUUUCUAAGCAGUGUGGGCAGUGGGCACGGUGAAACCAAGGCUUCGGAGAAAGAUGCCAAGCAUCGGAAAUAACUGCUUCUCCCACCCCAUCCCUAAGGGGCUCCCAGGCCCUGGAACAGGCACUUAGCUCCUGGGGGUGGGCCUGAAAGGACUGAAAGGUGGGAUUAGAGUCAGGCCAGAAAGAGAACAUUCAUCCAGAGAUCCCAGAGUUGGGGAUCUGGCUAGGAGUAAGGGAGGGUGGCCUCUCUGUGGUGGUGUGUUGCUAAGUUAAGGGCCCAGGUAUUUGUCUCAUGUGUGCAAUUUUCUGACCUUUGAUGGUUGAGAAGGGUUUGAACAGAAAAUUGACAUGAAAAGGUCUGGCUCAUGGGGCAGAGCCCUUUCCAUUAGGGUGCCUGGGUGGCCGUGGAUGCUUCUAGAGGCCAAAGCCUUUGUGUUUUUCACUGGUGGCAGGAGGGAAAUUGAUAAAUCAGAGGUGCUACUGAGGAGUUGGUGCCCCUCAUUCCAGAGUCUCCUACCCCCAGAAAAGGGGUGCUGGAAGGAGGAGGCCCCAGUGGACUCUUUGUACCCCUCCUACUCUUGGAAAGAAGUGGGCAGGAGGGGUCCUCAAGGAACAAAGAAGAUAAAGCACAAAUUGCAGAACUUGAAUCCAGGCUGCUCAUCACAGUCCUGUUGCUGUCUGUCCUAUUUAUUUAUGUAUGUUGUAAUUAAAUUUGAAAUUUUAAAA